AUGCAAUCCUUACCCGAUAUAAAAAGGGAAUUUAUGAUAAGACAUUGCACUAUAGAAUAUAUUCAUUUAAACAGUUUUGUUUUAUUUUUAUACAUUUAUCUUGGAACAUACUUCUUUAAUAAAAAGAUGUUGUUAAACAAAAUAUUGUUUAGCAUAAGUGUUCUCGUUUCAGCUUCUCUAUUCGCGGAAUGUUAUACCCUUACCUUUACUCAGCCUAUUUCUGAGGGAACAGUCAAUGGAAAAAAAAUAAAAUUCUGCGAAUACAAACUGACGAAAAUGCUGCCUAAAUCAAAGAUACUAGAUGCCGAGGCUCGUCUGUCAUGUUCAUGUAGUAAAAAGCGUUUGACAUGCAAGGAAAUACCUAGAAAACCAGGUUCUUUAAUAAUGACAGGAACGCCGGUGAUUCAGAAUCCCUUUGAUAAAGAAUGGAAAGGUAUGGUAGAUGAUUUGAUUCAGAGUAAAUAUGUGGGAAAAUACCAAGUUCUGCAAGUGAAGACUCAGGUUGUAGCUGGAUAUAACACAUUUUUGAAGCUACUUGUGAUUGAUAGGCUUUGUGAUCUGACGAUUUACAAAAAUUUAGCAGGAUUGUCCGAGAUAACUGAUGACACGUGCUCUAUUGGGGAAGAUUAA
Ruditapes philippinarum (Manila clam) is the source of this 630-nucleotide messenger RNA. RefSeq lists its product as uncharacterized. The record is from RefSeq and is a predicted model, not a curated record. The transcript has 5 exons. Lineage: Eukaryota; Metazoa; Mollusca; Bivalvia; Venerida; Veneridae. Bases 1 to 630 code for a protein of 209 amino acids.